AAUUCCGACGCUCCUGAACGCAACAGUAGGUAGUGGGCGUGUCCUACAGCCAACAUGUCGGAUCAGGAAUUUGUAAGAAAACUUUAGGGAUUAUUUUCAGUAACCUAACGUGUUUUAUUGUGAUAUUUAGGUAAAAAUGGCAGCUAAACGAAGCGGAAAAUCGAUAGAAAAUAUUUGUAGAUCUGCAGGCCGCAGGUUUGUGGUUUUAAUCGUAUUUUUCAGCACAAACGUACCGGUUUGUGAUGGAGGACUCAGCCCGCAGAGGUGUCUCAUCUGGGGUCCAGGGCUGGAUCCCAAAGCGGUUUUACCCGUCCGGUACUUCUUCAUACAGGCGGUCGGUUCUGAAGGAGAGAAGCUGGCGGUGUCUCCAGGUAAAGAUGCGUUCAAAGUCAAGAUCACUUCCCUCGAUAAGGAGUUCAUCCGUGUCCACGUUCCCCCUCCUCUGGACCGAGGGGACGGGUCCUUUCUGGUCCGGUACCGGCUGUAUGGGUCUGCAGUCAAAGGCCUGAAGGUGGAGGUUCUGCACCAAGGUGCUGCUGUGGCCAAAUCCCCCUACAUCCUCCAAGGCCCGGUGUAUCAUGAAUACUGUGACUGCCCCGAGUCGGGUGCUUCCCUCUGGCAGAGCGUCCUGCGGUGUCCCACGGACGAACCCCAGAUUCUGUCCGACUUCAAACCCUUCCCCACCAUCGACCUGCAGCAUCUCCGACAGGAAGUCCCUCGCAGGUUUUCCAACAGAGGAGGGCUCAUUCACUACACCAUCACGGAUAAUAAGGUGUACCGACGCACGUUGGGGAAAUACACAGACUUCAAGAUGUUCUCUGACGAGAUGCUGCUGUCUCUAACCAGGAAGGUGAGAGUUCCCGACGUUGAGUUCUUCAUCAACGUGGGCGACUGGCCGCUGGAGGCGAGGAAGGAGGGCGCCGUUCCGAUCCUCUCGUGGUGCGGCUCCACGGAGACGCGGGAUAUUGUCCUCCCCACAUAUGAAGUCACACACUCCACCCUGGAGAUGAUGAGAGGCGUCACAAAUGAUCUGCUGUCCGUUCAAGGCAACACGGGGCCUCCGUGGGCUAAUAAAACCGAACGUGCGUUUUUCCGUGGACGGGACAGUCGGGAGGAGCGUCUUCAGCUGGUGUCUCUGUCCAAGGCUAACCCGGAUCUGCUGGACGCCGGCAUCACAGCGUGGUUCUUCUUCAGGGACAGAGAGAAAGACGUGGGAAAAGCUCCUCUGAUUGGGUUCUUCGACUUCUUUAAGUAUAAAUACCAGGUGAACGUGGACGGAACGGUGGCGGCGUAUCGGUUUCCGUACCUGAUGCUGGGAAACAGCCUGGUCCUGAAGCAGGACUCACAGUUCUACGAGCACUUCUACAGCCGCCUCAGAGCAGGAAGUCACUACAUCUCUGUGAAGAGAAACCUGUCGGACCUUUUGGACAAAAUCAAAUGGGCCAAAGAGAACGACGCUGAGGCCAAAGAGGUGGCCCGGAGCGGGCAGGCCGCAGCCCGGGAACUGCUGCAGCCCAGCAGGUUGUACUGUUACUACUACAGAGUUCUGCUCACGUACUCCGAGCUGCAGACGGGACGGCCGACGCGGCACGCUGACAUGGAGCAGGUGCUGCAGUCGGAUGACCACACAGCUGCAUGCACCUGUCUCAGAAACAGAACGGAUGUGAAGGAUGAACUGUGAUGAGCUGUUUUUUUAUUCCUGACAUGAGCCAGGUGAAUUUCCUGGAAUUAUCCGACAAAGGAAGUCAUGUGACCAGUUUAAAUGUGCCUUUUUAUACAUCUGUGCAGUAUCAAACACCUUAAAUCCUUUUUCACGCAGAAUUUUUGUAUAAACAUGGAACUUUAAGUGUUUAAUAAAACAUUCGGACUUAUCAGA
Messenger RNA from Nothobranchius furzeri (turquoise killifish), 1876 nucleotides. It is a transcript of the gene poglut3, whose product is annotated as protein O-glucosyltransferase 3. Gene Ontology annotation, cellular component: endomembrane system. Lineage: Eukaryota; Metazoa; Chordata; Actinopteri; Cyprinodontiformes; Nothobranchiidae. The record is from RefSeq and is a predicted model, not a curated record. Gene Ontology annotation, molecular function: protein binding; glucosyltransferase activity.